CGAGCGCCGAGUCGGUCAAUACUCCGGGCAACGCGGCGGUGAGAGCAUCGACGGUCGGCCGUGCACACGCCGCUCGCGCUUCGCGUCGUCGAGAAACGUUUUUCUCUCCGCGUCCUCUCUCUGUCUCAUUCGUUAUCGUGUGCGUAAUCAGUCGUCUCUCGUGCUCCGAAUUCGUGAAACGCGCCGACGUCGUUUCUGUGCGUUCCGUUUCGGCGCCGGUAGUGCGUUAACUUCGCUCCGUAUCCCCGUGUGCGCUGUGAACAUAGGCAAUUGUAAGCGGACGCGAUAUAUAUAUAUAUAUAUACCUAUAUUCGCGUUAUACAUACAUCGUAUAUGUGCACACGCGGACGACGGGAGUGCGUAAAAGUAACACGGUGCGUAUCUACGCACGCGUAGACACGCUCCUCUCCGCGAGGAGGAGCGUCGCGAGUAGCGUCCUCGUCGUCCUCGUCGUCUUGCUUCAUCGCUCCGGUCUGGUUUGAUUUCGCUCGUUAGUGGUGUGCGAGGCACCUGCCCUGUGAGAACGUGUGAGUAUACGAUGUGAAAGAGCGCGAGAACACAGGACGAUUCCUCAUCCGAAGUAGCGUCGGUGAAGGAUCGCGAAAGGAUUUUUUCUCUUCUGCCGAAUUCGCCCGCGAUUUUGUUUCGUGCAAACGAGUGGAGCAGGAGCAGAUAUAUCUCGAGUGAGAAGACAAGAUAUGCGUCUCGGUGCGUGAUGGACAGGAGGCGAGUCUUCCCAGCCAGCAGAAGCGGCUUCUUCUCGAUCGCCAGACUCAUGGAUACGUGGAUAUUCUUCCUGUUCGUCGCCAUUGCCGACGUGGCGGCGUCGGUGGAGGUUCACUUCGAGAACAAGGACGGCGGAUUCUUCCUGAAGCACACGCAGCGACAAUACUAUCCCGCCCGCGGCACGUCGGACUCCGUCCCGUCGACCACCAGCAACAACAACAACAGCAACAAUAACAAUAGUCCUGGGAGCGCGGUGCCGUCACCGCCACCGGGCUCCGUCCUCUCGAUCGACAAAUUCACCGUCUUCCAAACGAGCGAGCCGGUCUCGGUGCGGGCGACUUACGGGCCCUUCAGCACCAAGCAGACGGUCCCGGCGCGUUACAUCGUUCCUGACCCUCUGGACGCUCUCCCGGCGAUGCCGGAGACCCGGCGCAACCUCACGGCGGCGACGAUCCUGGACGCGCAGGAGCUCGGAGCGCGUCACCUGGACAUGUCGGCCCACCUGGUGGGCAACAGCGUGCCCCGGGACUCGCCCGUCCUCAGGGUGCUCUUCCACGCGGGCAGCGAGACCGGCGGGAGACGUCAACUGCUGAUGGCGCGUCAUCAGCGGGUCUGCGUGGUGUUGCACGCUAGUCUGGCCAGUCCGUCGAGAGGAAACGCCGCGAGCAGGAGCAGCAACGGACGCUACUCUUCCUCUUCCUCGUACUCCUCCUCUUCGUCGUCAUCGUCAUCGUCCUCUUCUUCUUCGUCUUCGUCAUCCUCCGCGCUCACGGCCGCCUGCAGCCCGGACGGCGAGAACGGCGUGUGUCUGGCGCAAAUAACCAUCCCGGCUGAUUGGUGGGCGCCCUUGCCGCCACCAGACGCCUCCGGUCGUGUCAAGGUCGCCAAGAGUCUGCCCCGGUUGAUCCAGGUCGCCUACUCCGUCCUCGAACCUCGCACGGAGGAAGGUGGUAUCGAUAACGGCGGCGGCUCGGCCGACCCCACCGGAUCGGGAUUCUGCAGACCCAGGGUGCAGAUCCAACCCGUCACUCCCCUGGGUCAAGUACCGCUCGCGCCGAACAAGGCCGAUUACAAGGAGCUUAGGGCGGACGAUCUGUUUACCCUCCUGGUGCCGCACGGCCCGCUCUAUCCGAGAUCCAGACUGCACGUUCCGGCGUUUCUGCAUCCUGCGAAAGUCACCGAGUCCCGGCAGGAUCGACUGCCAUUAAUCGUCGCUGUAAUCCUGAGAGUGAGAGUGAAGUCCGGGGUGAAGAUCCUGGAUGCCUCGUCCAGCAGCCCGGAUUGGUCCGUCCAGAGUGAUGUCAACGCGAAAAACACGGCCGCCACGUUUACAGCACGACGGAAGGAAACGACGUCACGUGCCCUAAGCACAUCCGCGGAAGAAAUAAUGACGAUGCUGCUGGAGGCGAGCGAAGAUGGGAUAGGCGGAAACUGGGACGGCGGGAAGAUCGUGUGGAGCGUGCGUUACGAGCUCCAGGGCGAGGAAGAGAAGGAUUCGCAGUUGACGGGCGUCGAUCAGUUGCAGCUGCGAAUGCAACACCAGCUGCAGCAUCACCAUCAUCAUCAUGUCGAGAAGCGAAAGCUGCAGGCAAGGCUGGAAAUACAGAAGGACGAUAUACAGGCGGUGCUUCCGAUCUCGAAGAACUGGGAGGUGAUGAAUACAGCGGUGCUGACGGGGCGUCAGGUGUCGCAGGGGAUGAAGGUUUUCAUCGUUAGUCAAGCCGGGACGGUCGCCGACGUCACAUUGCAGUCGUCCUGUCAUUCCGAGGACGAGAGCGUUCUUAAGGUAUCCUCUUCGUGCAGCAGCGUGUACGUGGACGGUUCGGAGAUCCGAGGUUCCAGCAACGCCUCGGUCCUCGUCAAGUACGGCACGUACACCGGUUUGGCAAGGUUCACUGUGUGGAUGCCCGAGUUUCCUCUGGAGGUCAGCGUCAGCGACACAAGACUCAGCCAGAUAAAGGGCUGGAAAGUGCCGGAAGAUCACGCGACCAGCGCCAAGAGCAAGCGGAGUCUGCUGAACACGACAAGGAUCGUCGAGGACCACCAGACCGGAAUCACAACUACGACGGAAUCGCCUGUCACCGGGCGAGCGAAGAAGAGGAGCGCCGUCGAGCUCGAGGAUUCGAUAGAGGACACCUCGAUGGACGUGGACGACCUGGACGAGGAGCCGCUGCUCGAGGAAGAAGAGGACGAGCACGAGGAGCGGUUCCGCGGCAACGGGAACGAUCACGGAUGGGACACGAUCAACUCCAUCGAUCGGAAUCUGUCCCCAGCCAAUUGCAGAUUGCGAUUCCAGCAGAGCCCGGUCGAGGUGCACGCUCGUUUCCUGGCGACCGAUCACGAUUCGGGUAGAGUCUCGUACUUUGUCAAUCGGCGCACCUGGCUGCGCGUCACCGAUCUGGUAGCCGGGAUGUUGCGUGUCUCGGAUCCUAGGAUAGCGACGCUUCUUCAGAAUAGACUGGUACAGGGACGUGGGGUGGGACGCACGGAGGUCCAGGUACUCUCGCCGAUUACCGGAAGAGUAAUCGGCGCGAAGGAGAUCAGAGUUGGCAAUGAUCGCGUGUCCGUGAUGCGACUGUCCGUCCGGGUCGUGUCCGGACUUCAGCUCAGCAUCAGCCCCGAUACCGCGAUCGAGAAUGGAUAUGUCGCGGAAACUUCGGUUACUAGGAGACUGACUGCACAGUAUCAGGAGGGAUUGUUGGACAUCGACGUGGAGUUCUCGGACGGCACCCGGACGCCCCUGAGGGAGAUCGCCGUGAGCGAUUACCAUUUGCUAGUCGAGAGCACGGAUCCGGAAGUCGUAGCGUUCGCACCGAUGGUAGCGUCGCAUCAUCCCCGGGUCAUCGCCGUCGGCGAAGGUCGCGGCGACCUGCUACGCGUCAACCUUCAGCUGGCCGACUCUUGCAGGUUGUCCGGCAGACGUGCGAGCAAGAGUUCUCAGAGAACGCCGGCCGCCUCGUCGUUGGCCAGCGCCUCGGCCAACGUCGAGGUGGAUUUCGCCUCGAGCGAGGUGCCCAAUCGGCCGGAAUUCGUGCAGAACGACGGUGGCGGCACCGUCGUCCAUCAUCACCGGGAACGUAAAACCAACCGCGGCGAAAUGGCACCCGAUCUACAUGACAUUCUCAUCGGGUUACCGCUGAAAGACGAGAAAGACGGGCACAAGCACGAGCCUCUGGUGCAGGCGCGGCAGCAUCGCACGGCUAUAGCUAAUGGCAUGUCUUCAGGGGGUAUGGGCGGCAUCGGCGUGCGUCACCACGGCGUCGGGGCGCGCAUGAGUCCGCUCGAGAUCGGGAUGUACGUGCUGCUCGCGGCGUUCUGCUUCGCGAUCGUUGUCUUUGUCGUCUCCUGCGUGGUGUACGCCAGCAAGUUCAAGCCCCAACCGCCGGACUCGCCGGGGCUGCUGACUAGCGCGGCCGUCCCGGUCCUCGCCGGAGCGGGUGCGAGGGCUCGAGCAGCCGCGAAUCAGCUGGCUUCCGGCAGACGACCGCCCCGCGAAUCCACCACCAACGCACACGACUGGGUAUGGCUGGGUAGAGCCACCCUCGAGCGUGCCGCCUGCGGCCCGCAACAGGUACGUGUAACGAGUAACCCGCUGGCAGGUGAAGACGAACCCGAGAACGAACUGGGAACAUGUUUUGACAAUCCGAAUCACAUCGAGUUACCAUCCGCCAACAACCAACGACCUAGUGGCGGCUCCAGCGCCAUCGACACCACAACCUACUCCAAGAGGGACCGAAUGCGGAACAGUUUCGCAGCGAAAUCCGCGAUCAAACCUUCCGCGAUGAUAGCACCCAAUGCGACGACGACGACGACGACGACGGCGACGACAACGGCGUCGAUGGUAGCUCCGUCAAUGGCCACCACGCGGAAUGACAACGACGAUAUUCCUCCACCCUUGCCACCGCACGGAGUGCCGUCAAUUGCGACGACGACAACGACGACGAUCGGCACGAACAACGUGACCAACGGGAACAACGAGGACUACAAACCACCGGUACCGCCACAUAGGAACACGGGGGUUAACGUGCGGCUGCCGGAACCACCACGAAAACAUCGCCACAGGACGUCCAGCGGAGGCAGCAGCGGUGGUGGCGGCGGCCAUCACGGGAAUAACCAUCGACAUAGCGGUAAACCGCCGCAGCAGUCAGCUGGCCAUCAUAUGGUGAAACCGCAUGCGAAGGCCAGAGCGGUGGAAAACGCGAACAAGCAGCAGCAGCAGAACGGCGAGGACGAGGAAUUUGUGGAACUGGCGAGUCACGACGACGGCAACAGACAUCCGGCGAAGGACGCCGGGAGGUCCCGGGAGAUCAAAAGGGCGACCAUAGUGGGUAAUCCGAUGUACUCGUCCUUCUCCACGUCCGCUGUCGUCUCCACCGUGACCUCGACUACACCUAUCGGCGGCACAGCCUCGUCUACCACCACGUCCCCACCGUCCUCGUCGCCGUCCGCUUCCUCAUCCUCGUCCUCGUCGUCCUCCAGCUCCUCCUGCGCCUCGUCGUCCUUCCAGGAGCAGGAGGAAUCAGUGCCGCUCGACGAUCUUAAUCUAGGUAUGGACUACAACCAGAUCAUGCAAUACUUUGACAAUCUGAAAGAGUCGAAUGCCUAGGUAGGGUUGUUCGACCUCUCUGAAGGUCGAGCAGUAGUCAACGUCGAUACGGAGCACCGGGAUCCCCCUCGUCAGUAGAUGCGGCGAACGAACUCUGUACUUUUUCUCUUUUUUUUCCCUCAAAGUUCGUCUCUUGAAAAGUCUCUCUGGAGAAGAUUUUCUCCGUCGCGACGACUCGCUCUCGCGGAAAUGAAAUUCCGCUACGUAGACGAGGACGAUGAUUCCCGGAUAUUUCGUAUUUUAGACUAUAAUCUAGUCAGCUUUCUAGCAGCACAUCAAGAGUAACGCGCAAACAUGCAUACACACAUACGUACACGCUCAUAUUAAUGAAAUUAAGAGAGAGAUUACUCCCUUCAUACACGAUUCAUACGGUCUCUCGACAAUUUAUUACGAUCACUCACAGUUUUCGAGGACGCGCGAAAUGGGUGAAAAGUUCCUGAAGUACGACAUAAUUUGCGCCGCAAUAUAUUCGCGUCAAUACGUAAAUAAUAAUACGUAAACAUGUAAUGCACGCUAAAAAAAAAGAGAGAAAAAAAUUGUGCAUUACAUCAAUAUUUUAUAUUAUAGCCCCACGCGAGGAGAUGCAUAUAUUCACUAUAUUUUUUUACCAUUUUUACAAAAUAUAUACAUAUACGUACAUCGUUAUCCCGAAUGACAUUCAAUAAUGAGUAUCUUUCUCGUUUUCGCGUUUGCUAUUUGCAAAAUUUUCUCAUUAACAUGACUCUCUAAAAAUAUUCUAUUCGUAUCGACGGUAUUUGAUAGAUUUGACCCUACCUACUUUGUUUACAUUAAAUUUUCAUACGCGAGGAUAUUUUUCGGCGUCGCGAAAACUUGUGACGUAAUAAAUAAUCAGAGUUACUGUUCGUAUGUAUACACGCAAGAGGCUUUAAAAAAGAUACUGACUGUCGGUGGCCAAGUGGGGUAGGUAGAUCGCUCGCUCGAUGAAGACGACGACGACGACGACGACGAUGACGAAGAAGAAGAAGCAGAAGAAGAAGCAAGAAAAAACGUCACGCGACGUUUUGUUCCUCGCUGCGAGCUUUCCUUCGUUUCAUGCAGGAUUUCACGUAUCCUCCUUACCCCUGCCAUCCUGAUCUCUCAAAAGCUCUUCCCUUGCGCUAUCCUCCUCUCUCCCUCUUUUCCUCUCGCUCUGUUAGGGUUGCAAGGGACCAGCAUCAUUUGCGAGAUGCUUUGUAUUUUGAUCGCACAAUUCCUUUCGUCUAAGACGGCAAGAAAGAAAAAAAAAGUGCGCUAAUAAAAGACAUUAUCAGGGACUCUCGAAUCUUUUCAUUACAGAUAUCAAAAUAUCACGUUUCAUGUACAAAAGGAAGACGAGUUUUUGUAUCGUUGAUACGUGCGGCCCCUUUCGCCUGGAUAUUUGAUCUGCAUCCGAAAGUAAGCUCGCGCUUAACAGGCGCGCGAACGGGUGAAUUUUUCAGUUCGCCAAAGGCUGUCAGACUGUCAAUCAGUCUUUGUCAGGGUGUAUUACGAGACGCGCGAUCAAAAUACGGCGAAGCAACGGAAGUGCAAAACUUGCAACCCGAUCCCCCGAACCUGGUCGUGUCGGAGGACGCGAUUUAUUUAUUCGAUCGCGACCACGUUUGUAAAUUUUGCUUCGUAAGACUGUGUACAUACGUAUAUAUAUUAUAUACAUAAAUAUAAAUAAUACUGCGAUAAAUGAAGCGCGCAUGUUAAUUACGGACUUACAGAUUUAAAGUUACAUUUAUAUAGCUAAUAGAGAAUCUCAGCGCGAAGCGAGAGAGGAAAUAUCGAAAUAAUUUCGUCGUCACAAAGGAUUAUACCUUAUAUAUAUAUAUAUACACGAACGCUUCUCUCGCUUUUGAAUUAUUCCUCGGGACUUUUACCUUUUUUUAAGAGUCUCGUAUCGCAAAUCUCAGCACUUUUGCGCAUCGCACACGCACUUCAUCACGCGUGUGUUAGACAUCGUUAUAGCGAGAUCAGUAUACCGCGAAAACGUCUUAUAGAUGUCUAGAUAGAUACCGAAAUAUAAACACGUAUGCGUAUUUAGGUACAGUAUUGGGAUACGGUGUGUAAAAAAAAAAAAAAUCUUGAACAUUCUUGCUUCGGACAUUUGUAUCUAGGUACUCUAUAUACAUAUAUCUGCUACAAGAGAGAGAGAGAGAAAGACGAUAUCGUCAAAUGUACCAUGUAUAUUGCCAUAUCACGAGUGUAUAUAAUUGUAUAUUUAUCGUAAAAAAAAAAAUAUAUAUAUAUAUGUAUUAUCGGAAAUAUUGAAAAAUAUAUAUCGGCCGAGAUAUUCUGAACGUUAACGAGAAGAUAGCCUACUCUCCUUUUUGUAACACGAAUCUAUUCGGUUUAGAUUUUUUUUUAUUAGCCUAGCUUGAAUAUAUUCAUAAAUGUCCAGAAUGUGUUUCGUGAAUUUUUUAAUGACUACAUUUCGUACUUGGAUGCUAUUUCGAGAAAUAUAAUAUAUGUAUCAUUAUAUAGAGAGGAACGCACAUUUCUAUCAUUGUAUUCGUGCGUUUUGUACCUAGAUACAAAGAAUGCGUUGAAAGUAUGUAUAAACUAAGUGAACAUUAAUUAUUGUCUAUAAAUGACUUAUUGAGUAUAAAGAACAAACAUACAUAAACGUAUUGUGUAUAUGUGUAUGUAUGAGUGUCGAGCAAAUGAAAAAUAAUGGAGAAAAUAUUAACUGAUAUUUUUUGAAGUAAUCACACGUAGAAUUGAUUGAUCAAAUUUGCAGACUUUUCUCUCCUUAAUUAAUCUACAACUUAUUGUUAGUAAUCGAUAACGGAAUUAUAUUCAUCUUUAUAUAAAUAUUCUCAACGAAAGUAAAAGCAUUUGUUUUAAAGUGUGUGAAAGCGUAAGGACGAAAACAUAUCCUAUAAAUUCUAUAUAAAAAUCGUAUUCUCUAAUCAUAAUUUUAUACUUUUCUCGUUCAUUUUGCUGGUAUAAAUUUUUCUAAACAAAGAUUGCCAUUGAAUAUAUAUAUAAUAAAGAAUGCUUCACAGCUAAAUAAUCUGAGCAAAGUAGUGUUCGCUUAAUCUGUACGUGCUUUUAACCGUACUUAUUAUCAGCGAAGAGAAAAAAGAGAGCGAAAAGAUAUAUCGUUCUUCCCCUCCGAUCGAUUAGAAUAUACAUAUAGAGUUACGUGCUCGUACAGUGUCAUCCCCGUUGUUUUCCAUAAAAAUAAAAACCGAGCACCGUGAAGCGAUUGAGAGUGAAACGAGGCAACUGACUAUAGACGUUGAAGAAGUGAGCGACUCCUCUACUCCAAGGAAAAAGGCCGGAAAAAAAAGAAUAUAGAUAAGACACUUAUGUACGUAUCUAAAGACUACGUGUCUAAGUAUGUAUAUGUAACUUACUCCGUAAGUUGUGUGUCGGCACACAAUAUGUGCGUGGGACAAUAGUGAUCCAAUCCUAAUCGGCGGUGGACGAGAAAAAAAAACGGACGUGGUGUCUCGUUGUCUCGAGAAGAUGAAGAAUAACGAUGUGUUUAGACGAUUCUGCAAACAUUGAAGAAGAAUCGGAGUAUAUCUGCCCACCUUCAUCUCCCCUUUUCUCCUCCCGCCGAGAAUCUAGUCUCUUAUAUAGCGCGUAAUAUAAAAUAUAAAAUAUUAAUCGACGUGAAAAAAAAGUGCGAUGUACGUUGCCUUUCGCCUGAUGAUAAUACGUAUCUUUCGAAUGCUCCCGCGAUCACGAUGCGUCAAGCUUGAUGUAUGUACAUACACACACGAUCGACCCUUAACUACUGUGGUGUAAAACGAAUCGUGUAUUCGGACGUUUCUAUAAUUGUGCAAAAGAAACAGAUAAGAUGAUGUGAAGAUGAGACGAUCUUUCGUCUCGUACAGGAGCAACGAAUGAAAAACGUGCUUUUAAUAUAGUGAAAUUCAUGAAAUGAUUUUAAAAAAUGAUAAGAAUGUUAUAAUCUAGUCUCGUAUAUCACAUUGUAAGAUUCCACCAUAUUAGUUAAGGGUUGAAUAGUUUCCGAACCGAUUGUAAAAAAAAAACACUUGUCCUAUCUAUAGUCGCAAGUUUCCUUGAAUUUAAUCUGUAAAAGGAGAGCGCCUUUUAUAUGAAAAUGUAACCGCAAAACUAAAUUCCAGAAAGCGGUCUUCUUUACUUUACUCGAUGUGAGAAUAUAAAACAAGGACAUUGUUUUCUGCAAUCGGUUCUCGAUGCCUUGAGAAAGCGACUCUUGAUAGUAUACUCUCUUCGACGAGGGCAAAAUUACGGGAGAGAGUUACUUUCAGCAGUGACUCGCACUUGAGAGUUUUGCUUCUUGAGAGAUAUUAUCCGUAAUGUAGCUCUCGAGUGUAACGCUAUAAAGUUUGUACUCGUAUCUCAUAUUCGACACUUUGCCGUCUGAUUCUCGUAGACGCAGACACACAAUCAGGAUCCUUUUGUAUUGCGAUAUUAAAAUGAUGCGCAUCGAUGCUAUAUAAUUACGAUGUUAUAUAAUUUUGCAAUCGCUCCCAUCAUCGCAAAACCGAUUAACGUUCACAAUUAUCCUGCGACCUUCUGAUGCGAGAUUAACAAGCCGGAGUCCAAGUGCCAAGUGUGCGGUGCGGGUAUAUAUCAUACUUAGUCUUCCGGCGUGUCGGAAGCUAAUGUAACGCUUUGUAUAUUCCUUUCCAUUGUUCUCCUUCUCGUCGAGAUGAACGCAGAGAAGCGAGAGAACUUAUCGGUGAACUCAAUUACGGUGAGAACUUAAGAUAAUCGCGAUCAUAUCCGAAUGUCAAGCGAAAAAAAUAGACGCGCGCUAAUCGUUCGUAACUAUUAUCUAGCGAGUUUGAUAUAAGGCCACCCCAUCGGUGAUUAUCAUGAUGCCAUAGCGUUUACUUAUAUAGUCUUACUGAGAGUGAUCGGAGUCAGUGGCUUGUAUGUUAUAGUAUUAUAUCAUCGCGUGACACACAAAAUGCAUAAACACGUGUACACACAGGUAUGGAUGAUUAGAGAUGUGUACAUUUUGCACAUCUGUGUGGUUUCCACAUCGUCAUUCGAGAUGAAAAAAAAACUCGCGCUUUUGUAGUUAUCGACACGCUUAUAUACGCAAUUUAUAUUUGUAAUAUAAAUUGUCUUUGCAAAAUGUAAACCAGUGAUUUUUGAAUAAGAUUUUUACUGCCGAUCUCUAAAAUUAUUGCAACAAUUCUUCAUCAUUUUUAAAAAUUUUUUCUUUGCUAAAGAGUUUCUAUAUCAAUUAUAAAGCACAAGAGCAUAAUAAAAAAAUCGCACGACUUUAGAAUAAUAUUCAUAAUCUUCUUCAUAAAUAUUUUUCACAAUUCAUUCUUUUAUUUUACACGAAAAUUCUUAUUCCCUCUUUUUCUUGUCGAUUAGAAGUGCAAUAGAUUAAUCGCGCGCGCGAAAAAAAAAUGCAUCACUGACUCUGCAUCCGCGCACACACAUUCCUCAGACACCCCAUUUAUAUUAUAAGUGUGAUAAAUGCGGAACUGAUGAGAGAGAAAAACGAAACGAUGAAAGAGCGAUAAUUAGUAGUUACUAACUGUAAACGCUUCGACGAUGACGAUGGUGAUGAUUUGAACGACCAAUAUCCGACGAUAGUGUAUGCAAAAUGUUCUCUUUGUCUUGGACGCGAUUUUGAGAGAGAUGAAUUGAUUACACUAGUGUAUACAGAAGUCGACAGACUUCGCCAAUUUACGAGAUGAGAGACGAGAAGCAGAGCAGAGGCAAGAUUUUGUUUACACAACUUUGAGCACACAAUGAAAAUCUUAACGAAAGAGCUCGUCUCCAAAGCGGCCUAUUUAAUCUUCAAAAUGACGAAAAAAAUCUUUUCAUGCUUUUGUAACAUUCGAGCUUCGCUUUUGAAAUUUAUCAGACUUGAGACGAUUUGGAGAGAAGCUCUUUAUAAUUGCGAAUGUCAGAAAAUUAUAUACUUUAAGCUGAACGAAUUAAAUGUUCACUUGAGAGAAGAUUCAUUCAUGUAGAAUCUUUGUACUCUAGUAAAAAUAAAACAGAUUUCGCCUCUAGCUUUUCGUCACCGUUUGUUGCGUCUAAGGGAUCGUCAUUUUUCUUCAUCAGUUGAAAAAUUUAAGAGACAUUUUGCUCGUUUGUACGAUAAGCAUUGUAUAAUAUCGGAUGCUUAAAAAUGCAAAUUUUCAACAUCUUAAACAUGAAUAAACUUGUGAUAAUUCUCUUUCCAAGAGAAAUUAUUUUAUCUCAAAAAAUGUGACAAUUUACAUUACAAUCACUUUUCUAAAACAUCAACAAAGUUUCAAAAAGUCACGUAAAAAGUAUGUUUUUGUGUGUAAGAAAUAAUUUAUUAUUAUGUUUUAUAUAUUUUAAAAAAUAUUAUUUAAUUUCUUUUCUUUUCUUUCUUAAAAUCAGGUAAAGUAACAUUGAUUAAACAAAAAAUGAAGAAAGCAUAGAUAUUAAAGAAAAAUAGAUUAUUAAAAUUAAUUUGUUUUUCACAGAAUUUAAUAUAUUAUUAUUUUAAAUAAGAGGAUGUUUUCGGUGUUAUAUCAUUUAUCGCAAGUUUAUUCAUGAAUAAAGCAAAAUAAUAUAACGCAAAAGUCUCUGAAACAUCCCCGUUCGGAUAUUAUAUAAUAUAUAGGACGAUCUUCUAUUCUCUCAUUAAUAAAAUUAUUAUUAUACUAUCAUGACUUCUAUAAUUAUACUCUAUUACUAUUGUUACCUGUAUUACUAUGAUUAUUGUCAUCGUUGCUGUUGCUGUUAUUGUUAACUGUGAUUGUUGCUCCUGUUGCUACUGCUGUUGCCAUCGCCGCGUGUCGAUCGCGCGUGUCCUGAAAAAAAAAAAAGAAAAAAAGUAUGAAAAGACGUUGUUCAAGUCAUCGUCGUCAUCGUCGACAUCAAUGUCGGCGUCGCCGAUACGCUAAUUAUAACAAUAAGAUACGACUAUCGCCUACUCAAUGUACAAUAUGUAGUAUUUACCUGUUGUUACCAUCAAAAUCGUCAUCAAAGAUAUAUAAAAAUAUUGUAAUUGUAACA
Nylanderia fulva is the source of this 12280-nucleotide messenger RNA. It is a transcript of the gene dtn, whose product is annotated as transmembrane protein 132C dtn. The record is from RefSeq and is a predicted model, not a curated record. Lineage: Eukaryota; Metazoa; Arthropoda; Insecta; Hymenoptera; Formicidae.